Molecule: messenger RNA, 2487 nt
Organism: Hansenula ciferrii
Lineage: Eukaryota; Fungi; Ascomycota; Saccharomycetes; Phaffomycetales; Wickerhamomycetaceae
Product: ANP1/MMN9/VAN1 family protein
Exons: 1
Coding region: 1-2487 (828 amino acids)
Biological process (GO): protein N-linked glycosylation; cell wall mannoprotein biosynthetic process
Cellular component (GO): mannan polymerase complex
Molecular function (GO): alpha-1,6-mannosyltransferase activity
Source: RefSeq, a predicted model, not a curated record
AUGUCUAGAUUGAGAACUUCAACUCCAUCUAAUGAUGAAAAACACCAAUAUGAUGAAGAUUCAACAGUGUAUGAUCAUGAGCAACAAUUACACCAUGAUGAAGAUGAUAUAGAUUCAAAAUAUAACCAUAAUAAAUCAGAGCUCACUAUAAUAUCAAAUUUUAUAACCAAUAUAUUUCAAAAUUCAAAUAUAACAGAUUCAAUUGGAUCAAUACUGAAACUUAUAAUACAAUCUAUAUAUUCUAUAUUACCAAUAUUCAUCAUCUUUUACCUUUUCCAAAUAUAUAAUGACACUACAGAACAUUUAUACUAUCCAAACUUCCCUAAUUCACAUAAAGAAUCAACUUUAGAAUCAAUGAAUGAUAUAGGUGUUGAAUUUUAUGAUUUAGCAGAUUAUAGAUCCACUGGUACGGGAUGGCAAAAUCAAGAACGUGUUUUAUUCUUGGUUCCAUUAAGAGAUGCAUCAGCUCAUUUACCAAUGUUUUUUGGUCAUAUGAAAAAUCUAACAUAUCCACAUAAUUUAAUUGAUUUAGCAUUUUUAAUUUCUGAUACUUCAGAUUCCACAAUUCCAGAUUUGAAAAGACAUUUAAAAGAAAUUCAAGCUGAUUCAGAUAUCUCCAAAAGAUUUGGUAGAAUUGAUAUAUAUGAAAAAAAUUUUGGUCAAAUUGUUGGUCAAAGUUUUAGUGAUCGUCAUGGAUUUGCUGCUCAAGGUCCAAGAAGAAAAUUAAUGGCAAUUGCAAGAAAUUGGUUAUUAACCACAGCAUUAAGACCAGAUCAUUCAUGGGUUUAUUGGAGAGAUGCAGAUGUGGAAACUGUUCCUGCUACAAUCAUUGAAGAUUUGAUGCAUCAUGAUAAAGAUGUUAUCGUACCAAACAUUUGGAGACCUUUACCUGAUUGGUUAGGUUAUGAACAAGCUUAUGAUUUAAAUUCAUGGCAAGAAAGUGAAGGUGGUAUUGAAUUAGCUGAUAAUUUAGAUGAAGAUGCUGUUAUUGUGGAAGGGUAUCCUGAAUAUGCAACUUGGAGACCUCAUUUAGCUUACCUAAGAGAUCCAUAUGGUGAUCCAGAAGUUGAAAUUGAAUUAGAUGGUAUUGGAGGUGUUUCUAUAUUGGCAAAGGCAAAUGUUUUCAAAGAAGGUGCAAUGUUCCCAGCUUUUUCAUUUAAGAAACAUGCAGAAACUGAAGCUUUUGGUAAAUUAUGUAAAACUAUGGGAUAUAAUGUUAUUGGGUUACCACAUUAUGUUAUAUGGCAUAUUUAUGAACCUUCUUCAGAUGAUUUAAAACAUAUGGAAUGGUUAGCAAAUGAAGAAUUAAGACAAUUAGAACAUGAAAAAAAUAAACAUGUUUAUGAUAAAGCUUGGGAAUUAGCUUUUGAAGAUGUUACUGAACAAUGGACCGAGGAAAAAUUUAAUGUUUUCAAAAAUACAGAUUUAACUAAAUUAGGUAUUGGAUCUGUUGAUUGGGCUGAUGUUGAUGAAUAUUUAGCUGAAGUUGAUGAUGAUGAAUUACUUUAUUCACCAGAUAAUGUUAAUGAUGAAAAUUUCUUGAUUAAUUUAGAUAAUACAAAUAAAGAAUUUGAAGAACAAGUAUUGGAAAGAUUAAAUAAAGGACCUGUUAGAUUUGGGUUUUCCAAAAAUGAACAAAAAUUUGAUAAUUAUUUCAAGAUGGAUGGUGCUAAAAAGAAGAAACAAAUGAAAUUUAAGAAAUUUGAAAUUUCCAAGGAAGAAGAAGAAUUAAGAUCCAAGAUUCAAGCAUUAGAAGAACAAACUGAGGAUAAUGUUUUCCAUGAUUUCUAUGAUCCAGAUGCUGGUAAAGUUGUUGAAGAUGUUAAUGAUAAACAUCGUACUUCCAAAACCAAAUCUGGUGAAACAGAUGAAUUAAUUGAUAAAUUAACAGAUGAUAAUACCAUUAAUAAAGAUAAACAAUUAUUUAAUGAUUUAGAAUCUAAAAAAAUGGAUAAAGAUGGUGAAGAAGGUGAAGUUGAAUUUAAAAAGCAAAAACUUAUCGAAAAAAAAAUUAAAAAAGCAACAAAAGGUCCAGAUGGUUCUAAAAAAACUGUUGAACAAGUUGCUACAAAGACUUUGUAUGAAGUUGAUGAUGCUGGUGUUACAAUUAAUACUGUUUACGAAUGGGGUACUGUUACACAAACUCCAGAAGUUGAAUUGAAAGAUGAUGAUCAAUAUAUUGGACCUGCUGGUAAAACUGCAGAACAAAUUAAGGCAAAAAAAUUAAAAGAAGCUAAAGCUGCAGUUGCCAAAUUUGAAGAACAAGGUAAUGAUGAACAAGAAGUAAUUGCUGAUGUUAAAGAAGUUAAGAAAGCUAAAUCUGAAGAGAAAGUUGAAUUGAAAGAACCAGAAGUCAAACAACCAGAAGAGAAAAAAGUUGAAGCUGAACCACCAAGAGAUGAACAACCUGUUGUGAAAAAAGCUGUAAAUGAUAAACAUGCCAUCCCAACAGAAGAAGAAAUUAAAGAACAAGCUGCUCAAGUUUGA